This is a messenger RNA of Penicillium griseofulvum, 1614 nucleotides long. RefSeq lists its product as uncharacterized. Bases 1 to 1614 code for a protein of 537 amino acids. The record is from RefSeq and is a predicted model, not a curated record. The transcript is spliced from 2 exons. NCBI's taxonomy places the organism in Eukaryota, Fungi, Ascomycota, Eurotiomycetes, Eurotiales, Aspergillaceae.
AUGGAGACUUCUCAACUAUUGUGCACACCCUGUGUGACCACACCCUUGUCCGCACCAGAACCUGCACCCGAACAAGCGAACUGUGUCUCUAGCAACCUGUCUGUGGUGGGUGAGUUUCAGCAAGAAUUAGCCAAGCGGAAGUUAUCUACCAUGGAGCCCUCAGACAGUUCAGACAGUGGGGACUACGAAGGUGAUUCAGAGCCGAGUCAGACAUCUAACCUAGGUGAAAAUCCAUGCUCAAGGGCAAACAAGGCUUCUGAGCGGGCUGAAGAUCCCAGCACUAUUGAAGACACGCCAGCCACAUCUAGGCCGUCCUCUCCGCCGACGGCUCGCUCUAAAUUAAAAUGUUCUCGAGCUCGAACGACACUAAGUUCCAAACCCCCGGUGCGCUACCCGUCGAUAGCUGUGGUUAUACCGUCAACGUCCUGGAAACAAGGACCCGCCAGGACAAGCACAAGGGCCGCUGCGGCAGUAUGCAAGAAGCGACUCCGCUCAGGUCGAGGCACCGGCGACCACCAAGACGAGAACACCCCCAAUGACACGGAACAGCCGUGUCAAAAGAGGAAGAAAAGGAGACCUUCAAUUAGGCCACUUUCCGACCCUUUGAAAUCUUCCGUUCCUAUUUCAUCUCAUCGCUCUGGUGCUAUCCAGCGUUUGCAUGGGAGUGCUAUCCUCACGGUCGAGUCUAAUACUGGUCUGAAACCGGCAUAUUUCUUUACUUUCGUACCCGACCCUAGCCCGAUGCUGCCUCCAGUCCACACGGAGGUUAUCCCCCCAUUGAAACACACGUACACGUCGGACGAGAAUGCGCUGCUCGUGCGGCUGAAGGAAAAAGAGGCAAUGUCAUGGUCUGAGAUUACGACUCACUUCCCAGGUCGAAACAUGUCAUCCCUUCAAGUUCACUAUUCAACCAAAUUACGCCACAAGGCCGGCUCUCGCCUUACGCGUGAUGCUUCUGCGCCGCAGCAUCUUCCAGAACAAGAAAAGGAGUGCAUUGAAAUGAACCCGGAGCUCAAUAAGCUAAAAAUAGAGUGCAAUACCUUUCGCCAUGAGCUUAUCGCAGAAUAUCAUCAAUCAACGAAAGCACGGAAGGCUGAUCCUACACCUUAUGAUCAAUAUCGAAGGCUGCAAGAUCAAGUCAGGGCUAAGCGAAAAAAACUCCACAUGGAUGCCAAAGACAAGAUGUACGACAAUUUCUUCGAACACGUUGGAAAUCGUAUUAUCGAUCAAAACUACCAAGGCAUUCCCGUGGAAUUUGAGCCAAACACAUCACACAUACAGCCGGAACGGAAGGUUCUCGCGGACCUUGAAUUCAAAAACAGAGAUGUGGAUACUGUCGACGAUGCGGAACUAGUGGAAGACCGCAUUAGGUCACUAGAGUUGCGACUCGAGCUUCACCAGCGCAACAUACCUAAGCCAUUGAGGAAACGGGUCAAGUUUGAGGCCACUACCAAAAAGCCGGACCAGCCACCAUUCAUGAUGAAAAGCUCGACUGAGUCAAAUAUUGUUUUUACGAUGCCAUCGUCUUUCCUCCCUUACUUUUUGACUGUAGGGAAUCGUGCUGUACAAGAUGGCAGAAGGUCAUCAUCUCCAAUUCAGUUCGGUGCCGCCUAG